GCAGCGACCCCACGUAUCCGCGCUCCCCUUAAAACCAGACAGAUCCACCACCACUUCGACUUCGCCUCAACCCUCCUCCUCCUCCUCCAAGGGUUUCGCGGUGUUGAGAAAUCGAUGGCGAGGAAGAUGCUCAAGGACGAUGAGGUGGCCGUCGCCGACGGCGGGAGCUACGACUACGACCUAUUCGUGAUCGGCGCCGGGAGCGGCGGCGUCCGCGGCUCUCGCACCUCCGCGUCUUUCGGAGCUAAGGUUGCGAUUUGCGAGCUCCCGUUCCACCCUAUCAGCUCCGACUGGCAAGGAGGGCACGGCGGGACGUGUGUGAUACGUGGUUGUGUUCCUAAAAAGAUACUGGUGUAUGGUGCAUCUUUCUGGGGAGAAUUUGAGGAUUCGAAGAAUUUUGGGUGGGAAAUCAAUGGGGACAUUAACUUCAACUGGAAAAAACUGCUCGAAAAUAAGACUCAAGAAAUUGUUAGACUAAAUGGAGUCUACCAGAGGAUCCUUGGCAAUUCUGGUGUGACAAUGAUCGAAGGGGCUGGCAGUUUGGUUGAUGCUCAUACGGUUGAAGUCACAAAGCCAGAUGGUUCAAAGCAAAGAUAUACAGCAAAGCACAUAUUGAUAGCAACUGGUAGCCGAGCUCAACGUGUCAGCAUUCCUGGAAAGGAGUUAGCUAUUACUUCAGAUGAGGCAUUAAGUUUGGAGGAGUUACCAAAGCGUGCUGUGAUCCUUGGUGGCGGGUAUAUUGCUGUUGAAUUUGCUUCUAUAUGGAAAGGGAUGGGUGCAGAAGUAGACUUGUUUUAUCGAAAAGAACUUCCUUUAAGAGGUUUUGAUGACGAGAUGAGGGCGGUUGUUGCAAGUAACCUUGCGGGAAGGGGAAUAAGAUUACAUCCGGGAACAAAUCUCUCUGAGUUGAGUAAAACAGCUGAUGGCAUUAAAGUUGUGACUGAUAAAGGAGAAGAAAUCAUUGCAGACGUUGUUUUGUUUGCUACAGGUCGCACACCAAACUCCCAGAGGUUAAACCUGGAAGCUGCUGGUGUUGAGGUUGAUAAAAUUGGAGCUAUCAAGGUUGAUGAAUAUUCUCGUACAUCAGUUCCAAGUAUAUGGGCCGUGGGUGAUGUAACAAACCGUAUAAAUCUAACACCUGUUGCGCUGAUGGAGGCUACCUGCUUCUCUAAAACUGUAUUUGGUGGUCAGCCAACUAAGCCUGAUUACAGAGACGUACCUUGUGCUGUUUUCUCCAUCCCACCACUAUCAGUAGUGGGCCUAAGUGAACAACAGGCUUUGGAGGAAGCAAAGAGUGAUGUUCUAGUUUACACUUCUAGCUUCAACCCAAUGAAGAACAGCAUAUCCAAGCGGCAGGAGAAGACUAUCAUGAAAUUGGUGGUUGAUUCAGAGACCGAUAGAGUACUUGGUGCAUCCAUGUGUGGACCAGAUGCGCCAGAGAUUAUCCAGGGUAUGGCUGUCGCGCUGAAGUGUGGAGCCACCAAGGCAGCCUUUGACAGCACUGUUGGGAUUCACCCGUCUGCCGCUGAAGAGUUCGUGACGAUGCGGACCUUGACCAGGCGCGUGAGCCCGGCAUCCAAGCCAAAGACAAGUUUGUAGGCAGCUACACUGAACAUCAUCGUCGUCUGCUGUGUGUAAUUGCUGAGUUGCUGGGAGCCUGGGGCUCAGAAAGUUGAAGAAGACGUACAGGUUCAGGCAGGAGAUGCGAUCUGGUGAGGCUUGUUCCAGUGGGCUUCGGCUCCCGGUAUGAGGUGUGCAACAGCAACAGAUGAUUGUCGUGGUCCUGACCGGACACCAAAUCACUGCAGGUUUUCAGCAAGCAUGCCAAACAUGUCGUAUCAUCAACAUGUUGUACUACUAGUGUCUGCUAUAUUUAUGCCUGGUCCUCGUUUCGUCGUGCAUUUACGACUACUACUGUGCUGCCUUCAAAUCCUACCUGCCACUCUAGACUUGCAGAUUCUACUGUAUCAAUCUUUCGUUCACCUGGUCC
Molecule: messenger RNA, 1990 nt
Organism: Oryza brachyantha (malo sina)
Lineage: Eukaryota; Viridiplantae; Streptophyta; Magnoliopsida; Poales; Poaceae
Product: glutathione reductase, cytosolic
Exons: 18
Coding region: 115-1599 (494 amino acids)
Biological process (GO): cell redox homeostasis; glutathione metabolic process; cellular response to oxidative stress
Cellular component (GO): cytosol; mitochondrion
Molecular function (GO): NADP binding; glutathione-disulfide reductase (NADPH) activity; flavin adenine dinucleotide binding
Source: RefSeq, a predicted model, not a curated record